AUGGCUGAAUUAGAACAACAAAAAUGCGCAAAUUGUAAAAAAAUGGGCAUGAUUCGAUGUGACGGAUGUACUGAUCGAUUUUGUUCGAUACAUUUCAAUGAACAUCGUCAUUAUUUAGAUACUUGUUUUGAACAAGUAUGUAUCGAUCGAGAUGCUUUAUAUGAACAAAUUAAUAUACUUAAUUCUAAAAUAUCUUCAAAUUAUCCACAAAUAACAAGUCUUAUUGAUGAAAUAACUCAAUGGGAAGAAGAUACUUUGGAAAUAGUUAGAAAAACAGCAGAACGUGCUCGACAACAGGUAAAUAAAUGUAUGAUUCCGGAUAAUACAGUUGUUGAAAUGGAAUUAAAAAAUCUAUCAAAAGAAUUACAAAGACGUAAAGAAGAAGACAACUAUUAUGAGCAAGAUAUUGAGAAAUUAAGUAAAAAACUCGGGCAAAUUCAAUCCGAUUUGAACGUUCAACCAAUUCCCACUCAUAUUCACAUAACGUCAAUUGAUUUUUCAACACUAAUUCAAGUUAUUACGGGAACGUCACUAAAAAAUAUUCUUCGAGAAGAAAAUCAAUUGUUUGUUGGUGGAACACUUUUAACAACAGAUCAUCAAACUCAAGUAAAUAAAUUUUACGGAAAUCAAAAUCAAAAAUGGCAACUAAUUUAUAAAAGUACGCAAAAUGUAUUUGAUUCAAAGAUUUGUCAUCAAUUAUGUGAUAAUCAAGGUCCAACAUUUACUAUCAUUCAAUCAUCAGAAGGAUAUUUAUUCGGUGGAUAUACAACAGUUAAUUGGAAUAGUCAAGGUAAACAUUGGGGAGUUGAUAAACAUGCAUUUCUAUUUACAUUAACUAAUCCACAUAAUAUUCCUCCUACUAAAUAUCCAAUACAUUCCGAAGGUACAAAUGCAAUUCUACCAUCCUUCGUUACUGGACCUAUUUUUGGAUUUUGGGAUAUUUGUAUAAAUUUACAAAAUCAUGAUCAACAUUCUAGUUUCAUUUCUUUUCCAUCACAUUAUAUUGAUUUAACAGGCAAAGGAAAUCAAACAUUUACUGGUUCAAACGGUCUUUCAUUUAUUGAUAUUGAAAUGUAUAGUCUGAAAUCUUUAUAA
Messenger RNA from Adineta steineri, 1095 nucleotides. Lineage: Eukaryota; Metazoa; Rotifera; Eurotatoria; Adinetida; Adinetidae. The record is from the annotation of a GenBank genome assembly.